Molecule: messenger RNA, 2513 nt
Organism: Nipponia nippon (crested ibis)
Lineage: Eukaryota; Metazoa; Chordata; Aves; Pelecaniformes; Threskiornithidae
Source: RefSeq, a predicted model, not a curated record
GGGGGGGGGGGGGGGGCGGGGGGGGGGGGACGGGCCCUGCCGGCUUCUGGGACUUGUAGUCCGGGGGCUAGCGGCCGCCUCUCCCCCGGCCCGGCCCGGGACUACCGUCCCCACAUGGCCUUGCGCCCCGGCGCAUGAGCUCUUGGGCGCCUUAGCGCAUCUAUUAUACUGCCUUGCCGAGGAUAAAAAGAAGAGCAACUGGAGGGACUAUAAGGCAAACGUUGCUGGAGCUGCCGGGGCAAAGUUGUAUGGUUGGACCCUGGAAAUGGGAUGUCAGUCCCAUUCAGGGAGCAUAACGGAAGAAAGAAAAUCUCCCAGGUGCUGCUGCUGUGACAGCGAGUGAGAGCAAGAGCAGGAAAAUGUCGACAGUCACAUCAGCAAUCCAGGCUCCUCAGGGCCCUGUCAAUCCGCCGCCUCCGGAGGUCACUAAUCCUAAUAAGCCUGGCCGGAAAACCAACCAACUGCAAUAUAUGCAAAACGUUGUGGUAAAGACCUUGUGGAAGCAUCAGUUUGCUUGGCCUUUCUACCAACCUGUUGAUGCAAUUAAAUUGAAUUUGCCGGAUUAUCACAAAAUAAUAAAAAACCCCAUGGACAUGGGGACGAUCAAGAAGCGCCUGGAACAUAACUAUUACUGGAGCGCCAGUGAAUGUAUGCAGGAUUUCAACACCAUGUUUACAAAUUGUUACAUUUAUAACAAGCCCACAGAUGACAUCGUUCUCAUGGCCCAAGCCCUGGAGAAGAUAUUUCUACAGAAGGUGGCCCAGAUGCCUCAGGAGGAAGUUGAAUUGUUACCCCCAGUUCCUAAAGGCAAAGGUCGCAAGCCAUCAGCGGGCACACAGACUGCAGGAGCGCAGCAAGCAGUGGCCGUGUCUUCCGUUUCCCCGCCGGCCCCGUUCCAGAACGUCCCUCCAGCCGUGUCUCAGACGCCCGUCAUUGCUGCCACCCCUGUGCCAACCAUCACUGCUAAUGUCCCGCCUGUCACUGCCCCUCCCGCCGCUGCUCCCCCUCCGCCUGCUGCUCCGAUAAUGCCCGUGGUGCCUCCUACGCCACCGGUAGUCAAGAAAAAGGGAGUGAAGCGGAAAGCAGACACGACAACCCCCACCACCUCCGCGAUCACUGCCAGCCGAAGCGAGUCGCCCACACCCCUCUCGGACCCCAAGCAGGCCAAAAUCAUCGCUCGACGGGAGAGCGGCGGCCGGCCCAUCAAACCACCAAAGAAAGACCUUGAAGACGGAGAGGUCCCCCAGCACGCAGGGAAGAAGGGCAAACUCUCUGAGCACCUCAAGUACUGUGACAGCAUUCUCAAGGAGAUGCUCUCGAAGAAGCAUGCAGCCUAUGCAUGGCCCUUUUACAAGCCUGUUGAUGCAGAGGCCUUGGAAUUACAUGACUAUCAUGAUAUUAUCAAACACCCCAUGGAUCUCAGUACUGUUAAAAAAAAAAUGGACAGUCGGGAAUACCAGGAUGCACAAGGUUUUGCAGCAGAUAUUCGGUUAAUGUUCUCUAAUUGUUACAAGUACAAUCCUCCAGACCACGAAGUGGUAGCCAUGGCCAGGAAGCUCCAGGAUGUCUUUGAGAUGAGGUUCGCAAAGAUGCCCGAUGAGCCUGCAGAGGCCCCACCUCCGCCUCCACCAACAGCACCAGUGGUGAGCAAAAGCACAGAGAGCAGUCACAGCAGUGAGGAGAGCUCUUCGGCCUCGGAAGAAGAGCGAGCAACUCGGCUGGCGGAGCCCCAGGAGCAGCUAAAGGCAGUCCAUGAGCAGCUAGCUGCAUUGUCACAAGCGCCAGUGAACAAACCAAAGAAAAAAAAAGAGAAGAAGGAAAAAGAGAAGAAAAAGAAAGAUAAAGAGAAGGAAAAAGAAAAGCACAAAGUAAAAGCUGAGGAGGAGAAGAAACCCAAGGUGGCUCAACCACCAAAACAAACCCAACAGAAGAAGGCCCCAGCUAAGAAAGCAAACAGCACAACCACAGCUAACAGGCAGCCCAAGAAGGGAGGCAAACAGGCAUCUGCAACUUACGAUUCAGACGAGGAGGAGGAAGGUCUGCCCAUGACCUACGAUGAGAAACGACAACUCAGCUUGGACAUCAACCGCCUGCCCGGGGAGAAGCUGGGCAGGGUGGUGCACAUCAUCCAGUCGCGGGAACCUUCCCUCAGAGACUCCAAUCCCGACGAGAUAGAAAUAGAUUUUGAAACAUUGAAGCCCACAACUUUGCGAGAACUGGAGAGAUAUGUGAAAUCUUGUUUACAGAAAAAACAAAGGAAACCAUUUUCUGCAAGUGGAAAAAAGCAAGCAGCAAAGUCAAAAGAAGAGUUAGCUCAGGAAAAGAAGAAAGAACUAGAAAAACGGUUACAAGAUGUCAGUGGGCAGCUAAACAACAACAAGAAACCUGCAAAGAAAGAGAAAUCUGGCUCAGCUCCCUCCGGAGGCCCUUCCCGGCUCAGCAGCAGCAGCUCCUCCGAGUCCGGGAGCAGCAGCUCCAGCGGCUCCAGCUCGGACAGCAGCGAUUCGGAAUGA